AUUUGUCGGUGUCAAUGCAUCUGACAUCAACUAUUCCGCGGGCCGAUACGACCCUUCGGUCAAGACCCCCUUUGACGUAGGUUUCGAAGGUGUGGGAGAGGUGGUAGCCUUAGGCCUGUCGGCCAGUGCCAGGUACGCCGUGGGCCAGGCUGUGGCCUACAUGGCCCCCGGCUCCUUCGCUGAGUACACCGUGGUGCCAGCUGGUGCUGCAGCUCCCGUGGCCUCUCUGCAGCCACAGUAUGUCACCCUGCCGGUAAGUGCCACCACUGCAUACAUCAGCCUGAACGAGCUCGGAGGACUGUCGGAAGGGACAAAAGUUUUGGUGACGGCAGCAGCUGGGGGGACAGGCCAGUUUGCCGUGCAGCUUGCAAAGAAGGCCAAGUGCCAUGUCAUUGGCACGUGCUCUUCCGAUGAAAAGUCUGCUUUUCUGAAAUCCAUUGGCUGUGAUCGUCCCAUCAACUAUACGACCGAGCCCGUCAGCACCGUCCUGAAGCAGGAGUACCCCGCAGGUGUGGAUGUGGUAUAUGAGUCCGUCGGGGGCGCCAUGUUCGACUUGGCCGUAGAUGCCUUGGCUAUCAAGGGGCGCUUGAUAGUCAUUGGGUUCGUGUCUGGCUACCAAACUCCUACUGGCCUUUCUCCUGUGAAAGCAGGGACAUUACCAGCCAAACUGCUGAAGAAAUCUGCCAGUGUCCGGGGCUUCUUCUUGAACCAUUCCCUUUCUAAGUAUCAAGCAGCCAUGGACCACUUGCUUAAGAUGUAUGCAGGUGGAGACCUGGUCUGCGAGGUGGACCUUGGAGACCGGUCUGCAGAGGGCAGGUUUAUUGGCCUGGAGUCUGUAUUCCGGGCUGUUGAUUAUAUGUACAUGGGAAAAAACACUGGAAAAAUUGUAGUUGAAUUAUCUCGCUCUGUCAGCAGUAAGCUGUAACAACAGAACAAUGACAUAAAUCAAAGGAGAAAGAAAAUGGGCACUUUAUUCCUCAGAAUUACUCAAAUCAAGUUAUUUGUAGUUGGUUAAGGGGUAUAAUAUUUCUUAAAACAAAAGUCAGGUGUUAAUGAAUAAGUUUCUCUUUUUUUUUUUUUGAUUUUUUUUUGGAGGGGGGUGGUUGCCCCUCCCUUGAAAAAAAUGCUAAUAAAAACUUCUCUCAACGGCUCAGAGGUAAAACCGUUAUAUUCGAUUCUUUGGUCAUGGACAGUCUCAUUCCAGAUUUUAUUGUUCCAGAGAAUUAAAUUAAUUCCUGAUGCAAGAUCUGAUCAAAUCAGUAUGUCUUCAGCUUGAUGAGAUUUUAAAAUCGGUCUUGAAAAUAGUCCACAAAUUCUUUGCUUUGGGAGAGUUUGGCCGUACACUAACGAGCAGUUAAUAAAUGAGAGAUAUAGCAGAAAAGCAGCCAUAUAUUUUCAGAGUCCAUAUUCCCAGGAAAUGGCCCUUCCUUUUCUAUAAAUCACCAACUCUCUAACUAGAAAUUUGGAAGAAUUCUCCCAAAACUUUGAUUUUUGUUAGGUCAAUAGAAAAAUGACUAUGUGAACGCAGACCUCUUUUUAAAAAGUGUCUAUUAUUUAAUGCUUUAUGCCCAGUUAUCCCAGUGAGGCCUGUGUGGAACUGGAAGUUUCUCUCUGCCCUUAAGAAGCAAAUUGGUGUUGAAAACUGUUAAGACAAAAGCAGGCUUUGGAAAGGGAUACUACAGAGGUUGGGGGCAAGCUUUAAAAACUUAGUACCUGCUUGGGAAGGGGGAGAGAGGAUGUGCUGCAUCCAUGGGGAGAGUCUGCAUAACAAAGGGAAAGCACUCCCUAGGCACAGGGCCAGAGAGUAAUAAUAGCAUCCUUCCUAGGCCUGAAGUAGGAUGUAUCAGACAGCACAGUGCAGAGGAGGGACUGACGCAAUCUAAAAUAAUCAGACAUUCGCUUCGUGUUUCAGACUUUCGGACACGGUGUGUUUUAUCUCUGAUCUUGGAAACAGAAUAGUGUGUGGCAGAGCGCGCUGUCCCUGUGUCCCCAUUUUACUUCCCCACGCGUUCUGUGGGAACGAGCUGCGCCUCGUUACUAGUGCCCACUGCCCAUGUCACACGUGAGAGCAACGUCACGAGCCUUCUCGCAGCCCAGCUGCCCGCCUCCUCACCUUCAGCUUGCCAAAGAAGGCUCCAGCUCUCGUCGCGAAGUUGGAAAUCCCAUAGUGCCUUUCUAAUUGAAGGCAAAGCCCACCGGAUUAUUUUUCAAAGCCCUGGGUUUUCGGUGUCUCUAAAUGCUAAAUAAAUGUGAACGCAAUUAAAGAUGCUCCGGGAAACUUGGCGACCAUAUUUAAUUUUUCUUUCCUCCCAUCUGAGGAGCGAGGAGAUCCUACUGCUGAAUAGCUGUUAGUAUCUCUUUUACAAGAUUUACUCAUUUUCAGGUACCUAAUGUAGCUGCUAGCAUGCACGCACAACAAUACAAUUUAUAUGGUAAAUGGGACCAAAUAAUGGCUUCACUGAAUGUUAGGGCUGCACUGAAGGGAGAUGUCACGGUAAAUAGCCGCCAAAUUAUGGAUCAUGCCGAAGUGUCACAACUGCACUAAAGACAAAUAGCACCGGAGGCUAUUGCCGCUGUGAUGCUUCUGAGUUAUGAAGAAGGGUAGCAGCCUGACGCGAGGCUCUUUGUGUCCUCCUCACGGCACGGGGUUACUAUGCGGGUACAAGAGAGGUUGGCCCACCGUGGUGCUCGGUUAUUAAUCUGCCCCUCUCAGACCUAACAGCUCUGGCCAGAGGGAAGGAGACGCUGCCUGGCUUUCAGAUACACAAACACACACAGGGGAGGGGACAGGUUUUAGGAACGGAAGUGCACAGGAAGGGACUGGUAAUGGGCGAACAUGGUAAUCAAAUCAUGCCAUCCAAGAAGAUGAUGAAAUUUCACGUAGUAUCUGUUGCUGCCCAUGCAGAUAGAUGUGUGAAGUCUAAACCAUAAUGCACUUUCUCCCUUCCUCGAGACUCCAGGAGCAAGGACACUGCCAACUAAAUUGCUUCCUCGAAACUGAAGUGCGUCCCGGUUUCUUUCAUGUUAAUGGGAGGGUAAUAAAGAUGAAAGACCAACAUUUUAACGGAUGGAUCCCUUAAGCUACAGAAUAGAAAUUUAUGAUGUUUUGAAGGAAUAUACUAAAUUCGGCGACAUAAAAAAAAUUUUUUUUUUCAAACACCCAGGUUUAAAAUAAAAUAUAAUGUGAAAACCUCAUGCUCGCUUUCCCCAAACUCAGGAACUCCAGUGCAUGCUGUUUUCAUUUAUUCUUAGAAAACAAGCAUGAAAGAUUCCGCCCAUUCAGAUAAUGCCAAAAAUAUGUUUAAACUUUUUCUUCUUAUUCUGAAAAAUGAUUUGUAAAUUGAGGGUCAUAGUUCAGUAUCAGUUUCAUCUUCUUGGAUUAUCGUUCAGGACCAGCCUCUAAUGGGAGGUGAAAUGGUGCAAUGCUCUCAACACCUUUCUUCUGAACUGUAUUACAUAUCACAAAAAGUACAUCCAUAAUUCAGGGCAAUUGUCAGUCUUUGUUUUAGAGACAGGGCUGGGGCUGAGCGAUCAUGGUGGAUGAAUUAUUUCUCGGUUCUCAGGGUGGCCUUCUCUGCACCUCAGCCUUGAGGGCUCUGGCUGGGCAGAUGGAGGGGUUUGACUUUGAGAAGCUAUUCUUUGCCAUUCCAUUGUGACUUCUAAAAAAGCAAAUGCUAUUCCUUCACAUUUGUUUUGCAUGCAAAAAAAACAAAAAAACAAAAAACCAAUGGUGUGAUUCCGGGCCUCUUUGACGAUGACUCCUGCUAGUAAAUAUUGUCAGCAUUUAAAAAAAAAUUUUUUUUUUUAGGGAGUAGUUCACAAAGAAAUGACACGGAAGUUUUGCUUGAUAGGCUCUAUACAUUGUUACUAUAUGAUUUCAUCUGAAUGGAGUUUCUCAAGAGUAGGAUAGAGCCUCUGUAAAUGGUCAUUAGUAUUACAUUCAGUAUUUAUCUAAUGAAAGUGCAGUGACAAGUAGCUGCUGCUUAUUAAAAUGAAAAUCCUGCGUUAUGUACUUACGGAACAUUCCAGCUAAUGAGGAUGUAAUUUCCUCAGUACAACACAGACCUUCUUUUUGUGUUCCCCACCACAAGACGCUGGAAACUUGACAAAUGAUAUCAUUUAAGACACAUGCCUGCCGUAGGGACCUGCUUUUUGGCUUCCUGUUUCUGGCUUUUAUUUGGGUAACAUUUAUAAUGGCCACCCUACUUGAAACGGGUAACGUUUUAACCCCUUCGUAGAGUUCCCAAUUAGCAUGAACUUACUACAUUCAGGGUUUCUUUUAAAAUGGGGUGUUUAGUACUGAAAAUAUUUUUCUUGAUCACUUUACCACAUGUACAUAUGGGAUAAAUACCACAUUUUAGAUUUAUUUGAAAACAGAUGAGCAACGUGCAACUUUCAGAAAAAAUACGAUAGAAAAAGACCAAGCGCAAUCAACUGUGGAUGAUAAUUUCCUAGGGGUUACAAUACACGUUUUAUGAAUGUAACCCAGGUGUGAAAUGGCCUGAUUUGAUGGGCUCCUAAUCACUGUUCUCUAUCCUUCCCUCUCUCUUCUUUUAUUAAAGAUUGUUUGUUAUUUAUAGUACUUAUUUAAAAACACGAAAUUUAUCUCUGCAAACAUUAUUCGGUACUCUUGGGGUUGGGGAUUGGUUGGGGUUUUUUUGAAAGUUCGAUUUUUCUGUAACUAAUGUUGUAGUUAUGGCCCAGAAUUAAAGAUUUAGGAUCACAUUUCAGAAGUCAGACAUGAAACUCUGGAUUCUCCAUACCACGGAUAUGGGCAUUUUAAACUUUAAAUUCUAUUGCUUACUAGACCUUUAGCAUUGUUAUUUCAACUUAUAAAGAGAGGAAUGUUCAAUAUGAGAACCUUAUUGCUGUGACCCUGAGCAAACUAUGGGACGUUGCCACAAGAAAAAGAAAAAAAAAAAAAAACGCUAUCCAAAAUACGUAAGGAAUAUUUUUACCAACAAGUAAUUCUUGAUAGUAGAGAGUUGAUAUUCAGGGAAGGUCAAAUCGGGUAGGCGUGUGAGGUUUCUAUGUAAGCCUUUCCCUAGAUCUGCGUAUCAGUGAACUGUGACGAUAAGACUGAGCUCGCAUCUGUUCCCAAUAGGAUGGCUUCUGCCAGCUUGGACCUGCCCUUCAGGGCUGGCUCAUGCUUCUCCAGGGGUGCGGACACUCCCAGGAAGCGUGUCUUGGAUCCCUCACAUGGGAGGCUAAGUACUGUAAGGAGUAGUUUGGGGGAACCAAUAUGUGCCUUGUAUGUGCUGGGAAGCACUGAGCCAGGAGUACAGAGAUUCCAACAGCCCCCCAAAGUAAGAGUUUCCCUUGAAGGGCACUAUCUGACAGUGCCUUUCUGCCAACACGAAAUUAAAAUAAUAAUUAAAACACACCCUGCUGACUGGCGGUAGCAUCCAAUAGGAGAGAUGCAUUGCUGCUUCGAGCUCAGAAAAGGGUUCCAUACGAUCGUCAGCCACUGUCCUGCCUUACCCUCUGCACCAAAGGGCUAAACUGUAUGUUAGAAUGACUUGCAUGGACGAUGUCUUUGGUCAGUGGAGAUGUAGGAACGUGUUCAGGGACACGAGGGCGUCCUGCUUAGAAGAGUCUGCCUCGCCACCGGCGUGCCUGCCCCUGGGAGGUCGACCGGCAGAAACUUAGAGCUGGAAGGAGCCCGGACACACUCCGCCCCUCAUAAAGGAGAAGACUCUGUUGUCCUUUAAAUGGUAAAAUUUGGGAUUUAAUCGACAGUCUACUCCUACCCAUUGUAUAAAUGACGAAACCAAAGCCCAGGAAGGAUAGGUGCCUCUUCUAGGGUCACGGAGUUCACCAGCCUCAGAAAUAAAGCUAGAACACAGGCAGGCGCCUGCCCAGGGCACAGGGCAAUCACAGGCUUAUCCCCUUCAUAAUCUGCCAAGGUCCCUCAGUAUGUGGCUGAUUAAUAGUAUCGCAGAAUAACAACUGGCCUUUGUUAUAAAUCUUUUUGUGGAUGAGAUGACGAUCAACCCAGGAAGAAUAUCACGGUUCAGACUGCGAAAGUGUGUUCACUCAGGACCCCCUUUAAUCGAGCACAAGUCAUGGUUCCAGAUCAUUUGAUUCUGUGUCAUCUAAAUACCACACAGGGUUCUGGGGGAUAAAGUACUCCGUGGAAUUAAGGGCUGAAUGCUCACAAUUUCGUUUUAAUGCUACAAGGAAGUCUCUGUCCUAUCAAUGUAUUUUUGGAUGUCCAAUCAUGAAAAUCAAAUAAAAUCUUUAUUAUCAUG
Leptonychotes weddellii (Weddell seal) is the source of this 6251-nucleotide messenger RNA. NCBI's taxonomy places the organism in Eukaryota, Metazoa, Chordata, Mammalia, Carnivora, Phocidae. The record is from RefSeq and is a predicted model, not a curated record.